AUGCCGCAAGCCGCCGCCGUGGGGCGACGCUAUGCCGCAAUGCCCGACAUUGACACUGGCAUCAGCCCGCGGCAUUUCCUGGUCUCUCAGCUCCAGCUGCUCGGAGAGCGGCGGGACAGCGGCGUAUGCCCGAAGCCAAAUUCCCACCGAUGCGAUGAUACGGGCUUCCCAAACGAUUGCUGCCUCGACACCGAGUUCUGCUUCGUCGAUAAAGACUUCAAUUCUAGUUGCUGCGCCAUCGGGAAUAACUGCGCGUCGGUGAAUAUAUGCAUGGAUACAGCACUGUUCUACUGCACCACCACCUCCACCAUCACCGAUGUCACUACCUCUCCCACCCGCCGCGUCUCAUCUGGCUCCACCAUAACCUCCACCCACAGCCCCAACAUUACUGUCUUCCCAGGCUGCUGUGUGCGCCCUUGCUCCGCCGCUUCCGAGUACCAAUGCCCCCACUCCCUCGGCGGCAAAUGCUGCUCCCUAGGCACAACCUGCGUCUCUAACGGCUGCGUCGUAACCCUGCCCCCUACCUCUAGCACAACCACCAGUUCUACCCCCUCCUGCCACACCUCCGAGAUCCCCUGCACCGACGACAUCGGCGGCUGCUGCAACUCCGCCGCCCACUGCACCAUGUUGGGCUCCACAGGCUACUGCGCCACCGGCUCCGCGGCCCCUACCGAGCGGCGCAUAGGCGGUAGCCCGGGUAACGGUGUAAUAGAGCAGCCUCGCGGCGGGGGCGGCUUGAGCAGCGGCGCGAAGGCGGGAAUCGGCGCGGGCGUGGCGAUUGGGCUACUGGUGAUCGGGGCGGCGGUGUGGUGGUGGAUGUCGAGGCGGCGACAGGCGGGUGGGAGUGCGCGCGGGGGAACGGAGAUGGUGGUUUCGAUGCAGCAGGCGAGUACGCCUGGGGCGCCGGGCGUGGCCAGGGGGGCGGAGGAUUACUUUGGGCCGGCGGCGGGGGUUGGACCGUUUACGGGGGCGGAGGGGGCGGGGGCAGCGAGAAGUGGUGCGGUGCCGGUGAGUCCGGAUCAACCGGGGGAUAUUCAACCCGCGGUGGAGAUUGGAGAGUCGUUGGGGCGGCCGACGCCGGUGAGCCCGGGACCUAGAACGCAGCACGAGUACUGGAAGCACGAGGCGAAGACGGUAAAUGAGCAUGUUGAGUUGGAGUGA
This is a messenger RNA of Pseudogymnoascus destructans, 1161 nucleotides long. RefSeq lists its product as uncharacterized. Lineage: Eukaryota; Fungi; Ascomycota; Leotiomycetes; Thelebolales; Thelebolaceae. The transcript is spliced from 2 exons. The record is from RefSeq and is a predicted model, not a curated record. Bases 1 to 1161 code for a protein of 386 amino acids.